Messenger RNA from Lynx canadensis (Canada lynx), 4627 nucleotides. RefSeq lists its product as uncharacterized. The transcript is spliced from 2 exons. Bases 541 to 1206 code for a protein of 221 amino acids. NCBI's taxonomy places the organism in Eukaryota, Metazoa, Chordata, Mammalia, Carnivora, Felidae. The record is from RefSeq and is a predicted model, not a curated record.
GACGCCGCUCGAGGCUCCGCAGCUCCCGCCACCCCAAGCAGCCGGUCACCUGGAGACAAAGCAGGAGCCUCGCUCUCUCCACACCCGCAGGGCCGUUCUCAGCCCCUAGUCCUUGCUGCGGGCCGCCGACCCCGCCCAGGCCGGCUGGGCUGAAGACCCCAAAGGCCGCCCCCUCCCUAGCUGCAGCACCGACCCUCCUCCAACUUCCUCCCUUUUUCUCCCCGUGCGCCGCGGACACGCUCCAAAUCUAAGCGAUCACCACGGCCACUGGCACGCAUAUCUGCGCGCACCCGUGGCCACUGCAGACAGCGAACGUAUCCACACCCCCAUUCCCAGCGUCCCGCGGGUCUUCCACUACCAGCACCAGGACCGAGUAACAGGCCUUCGAGGGCACCGCACCGCCAGCCAGCACUGCAAGUGAGUCGCGGUGCCCGAGUCUCUACGACAGUCCGGCCCCCGGAUGCAGCAGGUUCUGCUGCUCGAGGCUCGUCCACUGCGUGGCCGCGGCAGUCGGAGGAAGCCCUCAGUCUCCCGCUGUCUAUGGAUGGUGCGGCUGGUAUCGUCUGCAGCGCACUCGCAGACCGGGCAGGGCUCCCAGACACGUCCGAGAGAACGAACGCAGUAGCUGCCCUGAAACCUCGGCCUGAAUGGGUACAAGGAAAAGCCGAGUCCCGUCAGUUAAACAACCACCUCAGUUCCGCAAAUCCUCCGCAACGGGCCCAAGCACCCGAGAAAAGUCAAGGCUCCAGACCAGCUCGUACCGCGCAGCCGCUACUCGGGGGUCUCCGGGAGCCGGCCGCGAGGCUCUGGCCGGCUGCCGCAGCCCAGUGUCGUGGAGCGGGGCCCCAGCUCCCGGGACUGAGCGGAGAGCACGCGCUGCCUUCCCAGCCGGCCCUGAGAAGCUUCACCACUCCCUCGCGCGGAAUCCCGGCCCGAGCCGUACUUCGGCCAAGUGCCCGUAGCCUUUCCACGGAUGACCCCUCACCAAACUGGACCUGCAGGGGAAGGGAACCCGACCCACCUGAUCGCCGCCUCCCACCCAGCGACAAGUGGGACGGGUACGUGCAUCUCUGCCUGCACGUGCUCGGGAAGGGAGCAGGAGGUGGAGCCGAUCUGACUCCGGUGUUUGUGUUCCGUCGGCACCCGGCCCGCUCCCGGGGAUUCGGAGGGACACCUAGCCUGUCUCCCGCGCGGAACCUCCGAUAAGAGGCAGAGCCCUUCGCGGGGCGAGUGAAGAAAGAGGCCAGGAGCUGAUCCCCGGAGGCGUCUGUUCGUAGCCCCGAAGCGAGAAGGGGCUGAGCGCAGAGCAGGUAAAAUAGGGAAAUGAAAAAAGAACUCGAAAAAAAAAAAAAAUCCUUUUAAGAAAAAAAAAAAAAAAAAAAAAGCCCAGAAGAAUCUCGGCCUUCAGGUGGGAGAGAGGAUGGUAACUCUGCUCGGGGAGUUAGGAUCCUAGAGACUGGUGGGGCUCUCAGAGAGACGCCAGGGAGGCGCGGUGAGGCCAAGGAAGGCGGCGCGCAUGGUGAGCGGUGUAGAGAGCGAAGUGCUCCCCCCCACACCCCUUUUCCCUGCGCGCUCCUAUCCCCUUCCUCCUUGGUGCCCGCGGCCCCACUCCCACUCCUGCUGGGGGGGACGGUACCCCUUUGGGUCCGCACCCCCAUAUCUGUUUUGCUAAUGUGGAUUAUGAGUUCUCACCGUUACCCCUCACCGCUAGGAGACAGCCGUGGCCGGGGAGUGGGGGCAAGGUCGGUCGGGAGAUGCAACACCCUGCCACGGGGGAGACCCGGUUAGACGGAAUAAAGAAACUCAAUUUAAGGAUCACCUAACCCCCCCCCCCCCCACCCCAGAACGAAGAAGGAAGGGUCCUCAGUUGCAGAGGAGCAAGUCAGCGAGGCGUUUGUCCCGCUGCUGGCCACCUCGGUCAGUUUUAUGCUGCAUAAGCAGACAUAGAACGUCAGCGAGACAGCACAGCCCCUGGUUAAAGUCUUCUCAGCACAUCCUCCCGCGAAUCCUGAGCCAAGUGUGGGAGGCCAGGGGUUCCCGGAUGGACUCAAGGACCCAUGGCCCGUUCUGCCUCGGGAUUUCGUCGCAAGAGGGAGAGAACGAGGGCGUGCACGCGGCGAAGUGGACGCAGAGGCCAGAUGUCUACCCUGACCGUGGCUUGGAGCUGCUGCCUUCGACCUCAGGUGGCGGCCACGGGUGAUCUCUGAGCCUUAGCCGCCCGGUGUAGUAGCACCCGGGGAAAAUAACAGAACUCCUGUGCCCGCUGGGAGCCCCAAACCCGACCUAGUGCUCCGAGCUCUCCGUGGGGUUGGCCGACGCAGACGGGGACAGGAAAAGAACCACUACGGCAGAAGCCGUAGUGGUUGUCAUCUGCUUCUGUGCAGCUCCGCCGCCCCCGCGUCGUCUGCUUUAGCGACCCUGUGAACACUUUAAAACAACAACAAAAAAUAAAACACACACACACACCAAAAAAUCAAAGGCAUCAGGGAAAGCAAAUGGUUAAGCGCACUUAUUUGGGACACGAAGAGGAGGUCGUCUCGGAGUCUGCUGUUCAUGCAGCCCAGACUGUGCUGGGGAGCUUUGGCAGAACACCCCACGCUCUUCCCGCCCUCUCCCACAGGGGCCGGAGGUCCUCUGGAAAGGGACGGUGUGGGAAGAGCAGGUGGGCUCUCUGCUCCGGUCCGGUCCUGGAUGUCGCCCUCGCAGACACAAGCAGAGCUAUGCCCACUCCUGCCUCCGCCAGGAGAGGAGGAGAGGGAGUAAGGAGGAUGGCUUGGACUGAGAGAAAGGAGCAAGAAUGAAGUGGGGCAAUGAUCUGAAAAAUGAGAUAGGAAAUCUACAGCCCUUGCCCAGACCACAGGCGUUGCCGGUGUGGUGUCUCCGAGUUCCGAAAUCGACUUAACUGAAAUGUACGGCCCUAGCCCGCCUCCCCAGCCUCGGAAGUAGCCGGAGCGCCUUCCCAUCGCUUAAUGUCUUUAUUAAACUUUGUAUCUAUGCUCCUCUAAAGAACAGAUUACAAUUUCAUAUGGUAAAAAUAUUUUCCGCUCGUUGUCUUACGGUCCGGAAGCCGCCUGCCAGAGAGGACGAGCCGGAGUUCGCGCUCUGCGGAGAGCAAAACUCCAGGCACACGCUCCCCUUUCCACAUCCGUGCGUUUCCUCGAAGACUCCAAGGGGGAUCUGAUUCACUGGAAAAGCAUCAUUUGCUGAGCUGAACUUUGCCCACGAGUGUUUGAUUUUUAUGCUUUGAUUUUUCCCCCCACGCAGCACCAAUGCGUUUUCCAAAAAUCACUGUAAUUCUGAAUCACCGCUGACAGCAGGAGACCUUUGGCGACACCUGGGUGUGGGGCGUGUUCGCAGGGGAACCCACUGUCUAGGGGGAUCAGGCGCCUAAGCUGGGAGAGGUUGCGGCUGGGCGCGGCCGGGUUACGUGAUAAGGAUCCGUGUUCCGGGGCUGCCGCCUGGCUUCCUUUCCCAACAGCCCAUCGCGAACCGCGCCAGCCUCGGUGGGAACCUCGCUCUGCGACCGAAAAUCCCCGAGGGCCCAGCGCGUGCCAGGCCGGCCUCGGCCCCAGCUCCAGGCGUCAGAGAAGCUAGUGUCGUGGCAACUGCAAGCGAGCCACCACCCUUCCCGCCACGCCCGCUAUAACUUGGCUCCCAGCUUGGGCCGCUGGGAGCGCGCCCCUUCUCGGGCCUGGGUUGAAGGCCCAGGCCGCCUGCGCAUUGGUGAUUCCGGCGAUUGGUGCAUGGAGGGAGGUGUGUGGAAUGUUAAAGGCGGAGAUCACCCUCAGGGCAUCAUCCUUCACCGAGUCGCACAAAUCCAGUAACUGCAAAACAUGACACAAAGUGACAGAUCAGAUGUUGGCUCACUUACAGCGCGGGGUGCCAUUGGCUUUGCGCCCACUCCCAAGCACCUGCACAGGUAGCCACUGGGGAAACUAGUUUCCCUUGGGAUUUCCCGGGACCCAGGAGGGUAGAGGCCGUUGGUCAUGAAUAACCAUCACAAGACUUAUCUUAGAAAUUCCUAAGUCUGUGACAGCUGGUCCUGCAGAAGUCCACUUCUUCCAUACAGGGUUGGGGGCAGGCUCCAAAUUAGAUGGGAAUCUCAGGACCAAGGCCUGGGAAUUUUAUCAGCAUUCCCCUUGCCUGCCCUGCCCUGCCCUCCCCUCUCCUCCAGUCCCCAUCCUUUUCCUCACCUCCACCUCUGGAGUGCCUGGGGUGCCCCCCUCUGGCGUGCUGACGCAAUUGAACAGGAAGAGCAUCAGACAGGUGAACCCAUUGGAGACUAGCCCCGGUUCUCUCCAGACUAGCACCUCCCCACCCCUGGCUGGCAGCAGGCCAUAGUUCCCGAAAUGCAGGCACAGUGGGACUAGGGGUACCAAGACCAAGCACUGGCAUCUCUGUGCAUCUUACACCUGGUUACUGCAGCAAAUCAACCUGCAGUUAAGGCGAAUACCGAGGAACCUGGCAGAUGUCCAUGUGUAUUCUGAUAACCAUUGGAAAACACAAAUAUGACAUCUCGGCAGAAGGGAGGGGGAAAUGUAAGCUAGUGAUUUUGGAGGAGCUGCAUUGGGUGUAUUUUAAUUUCAUUUUCCAUGGAUUAGGUGCCAAUGCAUUUUUUUUCUUUUUA